Indicator indicator is the source of this 3083-nucleotide messenger RNA. RefSeq names its product TSC22 domain family member 2 (gene TSC22D2). Gene Ontology annotation, biological process: regulation of transcription by RNA polymerase II. Bases 14 to 2389 code for a protein of 791 amino acids. The record is from RefSeq and is a predicted model, not a curated record. NCBI's taxonomy places the organism in Eukaryota, Metazoa, Chordata, Aves, Piciformes, Indicatoridae. The transcript is spliced from 4 exons.
CCGCGGAGGAAACAUGUCCAAGAUGCCGGCCAAGAAGAAGAGCUGCUUCCAGAUCACCAGCGUGACCACGGCCCAGGUGGCCAGCAGCAUCACCGAGGACACCGAGAGCCUGGACGACCCGGAUGAGUCCCGUACCGAGGACGUGUCUUCUGAAAUCUUUGAUGUUUCCCGAGCCACGGACUACGGCCCCGAGGAUGUCUGUGAGCGGAGCUCCUCCGAGGAGACUCUCAACAACGUGGGCGAGGCUGAAACUCCAGGCAGCGUCUCUCCCAACCUCCUGUUGGAUGGGCAGCUGGCUGCGGCUGCUGGUGGGGUAGCUGCAGCUCUGCCAGCUGUGGCCCCCAACGGAGGGGCUGUCCCCAAGAGUUCUGCUGUGCCCCUGCCAGCUGCUGCCCCUGGCACUACUGCAGCGGGAGGCAGCAGUGCUCAAACCGCCUUGCCCUCCACAGGGCCUUCUGCAUCUGCUGCUCCUGGGACAAUGUCUCAGACAGUGGCUGCUACGUGCAGCUCGCGCUUCAGGGUGAUCAAGCUGGACCAUGGUACAGGGGAGCCCUACAGGCGAGGCCGAUGGACGUGUAUGGAAUAUUAUGACCGGGACUCGGAUGGUGGCAGUGUCCUGAGCAGGACUGGAGAUUGCAUUAGGCACAGCAGCACCUUUGAGCAGGCCACUCAAGACAGGGACAGUGGCCUUGGUGCCACAGGAGGUUCUGUUGUGAUCUCGGCUGUGCCGGUGUCGGCCCAUGGCCCCGAUUCUAUAGCUGACAGUUCCCUGACUGCUGUGUCACAGCUGCUCCAGACAGAGAAAAUGAACCAGUCUUCUCUUCAGCAACCUAGUUUUGUCAUUGGGCAACAACAGCAGCCGCAGCAACCCAUAGGUGGGGCCAUGCCUCAAAGUACUGCUCAGCCCAUGUUUUCUGGGGCUUCGGUAGCAAAUCAGCAAAUGAUGGUGCCACAGCAGUCGCAGCCACAGGUAAAUGCACAGGGUGUUGCGCAGGCUGGACCCAAUGGGAAAGGCAUGGCAUCUCCAAAUGUGACAGUAGGGCAGCCGAGCAUUCCUGUGGCACAGCAGCAGCAGCAGGUGCAGCAGGCAAACGUACCAGUGACUCAGCCUCAACAAUUUGCUUAUUCUCAGUCCCAGAUUCCACCAGUGCAUCUCCUGCCGACGCAACCUUCUGGCCAGACCGAAUACAUGCAGCACAUGACAAUUAUGCAGUCUCAAGGAGCUAUUCAGCAGGCUACCACAGGCUCUGUUCCGAGUACUGUGUCUUCUAGCCUUCCCGUGGGGCAGGCGUCCGGCCAGAACCCCUCUCCGGUGGGAGCGCCGGUGAUGGGGGUGCCGGCACAGCCUGGUGAAGUGGCCGGGCAGGGAUCGGGAUUGAUGCAGAGUGGCCAGGCGCAAGCCGGUCAGGCUGCCGUUCCGCAAGCAGGAGGUGUGGUGCAGCAAGGCAUGGGGCAUACAGGGGUUGUGCAACAGAAAUCUGUGACUCAGCAUCAAAUGGGUGGAAGCAGUCAAGUGUCCGGAAUGCCUGGUGCUCCCCACGCUGUGGUCUCCGGCAUCCAGAACGUGCCUGCAGUUGUGCCCGGUGCAAGUGUGCCUAACGUGGCUGCCACCACUGCUGUUACUAUGCCAAAUGUCCCUGUUACGCUGGUCCAGUCCCAGAUGAGCAGCCACUCUUCUGCCAGCAGAAGUGCUGGCGUUGUCCAGCCGCAGCACGUCGGACACUCGCUCAUGCAAGGCACACCUGCCAGCCUGCCACAGUCCAGCCUGGGACAGUUUCAGACUCAAGCUCAAUCCUUAGUAGGCCAGAUUGAUGAUACGAGAAGAAAAUCGGAACCCCUACCUCAGCCACCACUUUCUCUUAUAGCUGAAACUAAACCUCUUGUGAAGCCUCCCAUUCCAGACACUCUAGCAAAUCCUCUUCAGCUACCUGCAAGUACUCCUAUGAACAGUCUUGCCAGCUCUGUGUUUGGCAUAUCUAUUCCUGUUGAUGGUGAUGAAGACAGGAACCCGUCAGCCGCGUUCUACCAAGCGUUCCAUUUGAGCAAGUUGCGUGAGUCAAAGACCUUCUGGGAUAGUGCAUCUGGUGCAAGUGUUGUUGCCAUUGACAACAAAAUAGAACAGGCAAUGGAUCUAGUGAAAAGCCAUUUGAUGUAUGCAGUAAGAGAAGAAGUGGAAGUCCUGAAGGAACAAAUAAAAGAAUUGGUGGAAAGAAACUCUUUACUUGAACGAGAAAACGCACUGUUAAAAUCCCUGUCCAACAACGAUCAGCUCUCCCAACUCUCAAGCCAACAGGCCAACCCCAGUAGCACUUCGCAGGCGCCAGCAGCGAUAGCACAGCCUCCGCAGCCAAUGCAACCUCCACAGCAGCCGAAUGUCUCCUCAGCCUAAACGCUCCCUGCCCUCCUUGGAAACCACCCCCAGAGCAGCCUGUCCUGUUGUGCCACUGAUGUUCUCUCUCCACUUGAUAUGAAAGCGAGUAGCCAUUGCUUUGUUGUGUGUUUUGGCCUUUUCAGUAUUAGACAAUCACUCUGCAAGAGCUGUCCCUCACUGCUCCACCGCCGAGUGCGCCCGGGAAUGUCUUGGGAGGAGCUGUUAGUGCUUGGGGUGCAGGAGCGUGGGGGGGAGCUGCAUGAGCUUUGGGGGCUCUCCAAGGUUUCCAUUUCCCGCCGGUUGCUUUGAGCCUUGCUCUCUGGUGAGGAGUGACUGCUCAUCUUCAGAGCCACUGUUCUUUCAACACGAGUAACAUUUUGCCUACAUUUAGUUUGGCUUUGUUUUUUUGGGGGGCUUUUGGGUUUUUUUUUGUUUUCUUUUUUUCUUCAUCUACAUGUUUUAUUUAUUACAGGGCUGCUAUUUUCAUAAUGUACAUGAACAAUGUCACAGAACUUUUGGUUUGGUUUGGUUUUUUCUUUUUUGUUUUUUUUUCCUUUUUUUUUUUAAUAAGUGUAUGUAUGGGUAAAAUGCUAGAUGGGAUUGCAUUGGACAGCUCCAAUGUUUAGGCAAUAAUUGAACAAAAGAAUCCUGGCAUAUUUCUAACACUAAUGGCAAUUUACCUUUUUUGGUAUUUAUUUUACGGUAGUCAAGA